Messenger RNA from Trifolium pratense (red clover), 5556 nucleotides. RefSeq lists its product as uncharacterized. The record is from RefSeq and is a predicted model, not a curated record. The transcript has a single exon. Bases 1440 to 2189 code for a protein of 249 amino acids. NCBI's taxonomy places the organism in Eukaryota, Viridiplantae, Streptophyta, Magnoliopsida, Fabales, Fabaceae.
GUGCCAAAAAGUGGUAAUUUUACAUAUAUAUUUUGGGCACUUAUUGACUUGUUUUAAAAGUAAUUUCAUAUAAAAAAACCAACUAAUUGUAAAUAUUAGUUUUAAUUAACAAAUUAGUCAUUUAUGUUAUUUCUACCUAAUUCCAACACAUUUUUGUAGGUUUUAUGAGCUUAAUGGAAAAAUAGAAGCAAUGAGACCUAUUGGAGACUAAGAAAAAUUGUCAUUGGACCAAAAUUAUGAAGAGGCACAAUUGUCCUCUUGUUUAAAGUGAUAAGAAGAUUUUCUAUUGGUCAAAAAGAGUUGCAGCAGUGUUUUUAUUCUUAAUUAUAAAAGCUAACUUAGCCAUGAAGGAUAUCAUCAUAGUGUAAGCACCGCCUUGUGCAAUUUGCUUAGCAUUAAAAGCCUAUAAAAGGCAUGUGAAGCCAUUCCUUGAGAAUUCAAUUCAUUCCAUACAAAAAACACAACACGCCCAACAUUAGAAGAAACAGGGGAGGAGAGCUUAACGCGUAACGCAGGGAGUGAAGCUCGGAACGACGGAGGAAACUGCGGUGGAUGCACACCAACUGUUUGAGAAAUCAACCGGUGUUGUUAUUUCAUCUCUUUUCUUCUUAUUUGUGUAAAACUAUCAUGGUAAUGAGUAGUUAAAGACACUUUUGUUGGGAUUAGGUGUAAAUUACUCUAUUAGUAUGUGUUUCUAUUGAUAUGGUUUUAUAUAUGGUUUUAGUUGUCUCUCAAUAUUGAUGUUAUCUUUGUUUUCAUUGUUUUAAUCUUUGAUUUGAAUUGUUAUAGACAUAUGCCUUUUGAAUCUAAGAACUAGGAUAAUAUCUAUUGAACUCUAAAUUCUAGACAUAAAUUUAGGUUUUAUAUUCACUUAGAGUAUCGAAUCUUAAUGCUAUUGUAUUGAUUGACGAUUCGAGACAUCGGAGGUUAAUAGAUGCAAUAGAUAUCUCGGCGUUAUCUGGACACGGAAACGUUCGACGAGCGAUACGUGAUAAUAUUGAUAGAUGACUAGAACCUGUGUAACUGAUUAGGGGAAUAUGUAUGAAUGAGUGAUUGAAAGCUAAUCCCAGCAAUUUAAUCUCUCUGUCAAAUUAAUUAUCUUUACUACUUUCAUAUUUUCGCAACUUUCGUAAUCAACCAUCUUUGAAAUCCUUUACUUGAAAUUAUAUUAAUUGUUGAACGGCAUCGAUAUCGCAUCAGUCCCUGUGGAGACGAUAUAAAGAAAAUACUUGCUUUUGCAUUUCAACAAAAUGGCGCCGUUGCCGGGGACUGGCGUUUAGAUAUUGGAGCAUUGCAACAAUUUAUAUUCUUUUAAGUAUUUGUAUAUAUUUGUUUAUAUUGUAUAGUUUUUGCUUGUACUAAUCCUCUUUGCUAGACAAAGAAAGUUGUUUUUCUUGUUUGUUGAAUCCUUUUUCAGAUUCCCCAUUAAAAGUAAAACCAUGACUGAUCGUGGGUAUUACAACUUCUAUACUCCGGGUGAGUAUGAAUCAUAUCAACAGUUUCCUCCUUAUAAUUAUGGGCAAACUUCAGAGGCUAGAUUGGAGGAGACCAUGAUUAAAUUCAUGGAAAUGCAACAGCAACAAAACCAACAAAUGCAACAGAUGCAAGACCAGCACCAACAAUAUCUGAAAAACAGUCUUGCAAGAGCCAAAAAUUUGGAAAAUCAGCUUGUUCAGUUGACUAAACAGUUAGCCAAUAACAAUUACCAAGGAGGAACAUUUCAAACCAACACACAAACCACUCCUGACGAGAAAGAUAAUAAUCCAAUGAAAAAUGAGGAAAGUGGAGAAAGUGUGAAAGGUGUUGAAAACAACGAGGAAGAAAGAAUGCGCGAUGGAUGUGAUGAAGAGAAAAUAGUGAUAGAAAUAGAGACACCACACGAGGUAGAACUUCCUCAAGAAUUGCCAUGUAUUGAGAAGACUAGCACUGUUGAUAAUGAAGAAGUGAUGAUGGGUGCAGAAGAAAUUAAGGGAUUACUUGACAAGGAAAUAUCAAUUGAGCAAAAGAGGGAGAUGGAGAACAAGGCGGAGAUUGACCAGGUCAUAGACGAAAUAUGUGCCUUGUUCAAUAUGAAGCAAUUGGGGAGGAUAUGGACUCCGCAAUAUCUAUAUCUCAAGUUCAUGGAGUUCCUCCCUAACCGAAGGAAAAAGACGGAUGAUGUGCUUUCCGUCUCAUUUUGGCCACCCUAACCAAAAAGGCGUCAAGCUAAUGACGUAAAAGAAGCGCUUGUUGGGAGGCAACCCAAUUUUCUAUCUAUACUAUUUAAAUUCUGCAAUUUAUAAUUUUACUGCACUUAGGCAUAUUUUGAAAGGUUUUAAAUGAUCCAAAAUUGGAACCAUUACUUCUGGUGUGAAAGUUCUGCUUUUUUUUUUUGUCAUGUGUGUUGCAUUUGCUAAGCUAAAUUUCCAUGGCUAAGUGAAUUGUGCAAAUUCUGAAUUUUUAAAGCAGCAACACUCAUAGCUUCCACUUUAGAACUUUCAACCACAUAUCUCUUUAUCUCAUUUUCUGAUUUCAUUGAUAUUGAAGGCAUUGUGAAGUUUUGUUGCUUAUCUAGGAAACACCAUGUUUAUGAAUUUGAGGUUGCUGCCUUUAAGCAGAUUUUGAAAGUGUAUUAUGCUUCAACUGGUCUUUGUUGAUUGUGGAAAUAUGCACUUAUGACAGGGUUACUUUCACUAAGCUGGAAUGUUGAUUUGGUUGCUUUAACUUGUGCUAUUUUAAAGCUGAAUUUGACAAAUUUCUUUUGUGCUAUGUCUUGACUUUCAUGAGUUAUUUUAAAGGCAUAGAUACAAAAUUCUUAAUCUUGAACUGACAUUAGAAUCAUGUGACAACUGUGUUUCAUUGUUGCUUAUUUGAACAUCAUGUUUGCAAUUCAUAAAAGACAUGAACUGUUAAAUCUUAACUUAGUGGUCAUCACUUGUUGUCUUACCAUUAUUGCUUGUUGAAGUUCAUGACUUUACUUUCAGUAAGCUCAUAAUUGCAAAUCUUUCUAAGCUUAAGGGAUGUGGAAGGUAAGUGUGUAAAGAAAGUGCCCUGUAUACCACUUGUUGACUUCUUAAAAACUGUUAUAGAAACAUAGAAUGCAGUAUGUGCAAAUUCUUUUUCACUCAUUCUGUCUGUAAAUUUCGCUAAGCGAAAUUCCUGUGGCUUAGCGAAAGUACCAGUUUCUGAAUCUAUUCUGCUGUGUUCUUGAGAGACAUGUGUGUGGUGUUAUUUGCUAUAUUAACAUUUGUUUCAGAGAUGGCACCAAAGAGGCAUUUGAUGCCUGAUUAGGAAUGGCCUAUGGAAAGGCCAUUUUACUUGGAGGAGGUGAGACAGGCUGCUGUUGGUACCAAGGAAGUGAAGAAGAUCCAGACAACUGACAAGAGAAAGAUAGACCGAGAAAGCUCUCCAAAACUCUGUGAAGUUUAUUUUAAAUAGCUUUCGGUUAAAUUUAUGCUUUAUCUUAAUUUAUAUUUCUCUUGUGGUCUGAACAACAUGUUGAUGGUUGAUUGAAAAAAUGGUUCAAAUUUUUGAUUUUUGAAUAUCAUGUGCAUAUGAAUUGAAAAGCUUAGGUUUAUGAGUAAUCAAAUUCAAAUGCAUGAUUAGAAUAAUUUUUCAAUUGCUUUAGUUGAGGUCAAAUCUUUGUGAUUAUAUAUCUUUGAAUGAUAGGAUGAAUUUGAACUAAGUAGCUUUAUUCAAUUUGAUUUCAUCCAUUCCUUCUUAACUUGAUUAAUUGAUUAUGAAUCACUUAGACCUAGCCGGGUGAGAUUGUGUGAACCUUCCAUUGUUUAUAUAUUUGAGAGCCGACAAUUGUGUUUAACUCUGUUGAUUUUAACUGAAUCUUGCUAUUACUUGAUGUGUUUGAAGUCAUGGAAAUGAUCAAGGCCAUGUUUCUAUUUGAGUGCAACUACUUGAGCCAAAAUAACCUACCUUGUGAGUUGUAUGAUCCUUUGCUACCCCCAUGAGCCAAAAAUUUUGAAAAUUUGUUUGUUGUGAACCCUUGAACCAAAAUAAAGAAAAACAAUGACUUAACCCUUGUCUUAGGAUGUUUGAGCAUUGAGUUUAAGUAGGGUUAAAAACAAGUUGGGGAGAAAGAGGUUAUUUGUUUGAGAAAAAGAAAGAAAAAAAAAAGUAGUUGAAAAAUAUGAGUUGUUGAAGAUGGUGAUUGAAAAAGAAAAACAUUGUAAGUCAUUUGACACACAAAUGAAAAUCAAAGAAAAUGUGUUUCAAAAGAAAAGGAAAUGAAUAGAAAUUGUGUCAAAAGAAUCCCAAAAGUAAAGAAUGGGGAAAGUGAAAGAGGAUGAAUAGCUUAUGUAAUGUUAUGAAGAUACUCAAAGUUUAUGCUCUCUCAUCCUUAAGGCUUUUUGAAUCCAAAGAAAAACAAUUAUUUUUUGUAGCCUAGCCCCAUUACAAGCUUAAGAAAGACCUUAGUGAUCCAUGAUUGAUAACAUGUCUUGUGAUUAUGUUGAGAUGUAUGUUUGAAUUGAUUUGUUGUGAACACAUUGCUUGGAUUGAGAGAAACACUACACCCUUGAGUUGAAACACUUGUGAGAAUUGUGAUUCUAGUUGAUUGUCUUGUUGAUUUGGAAAGUUUGAAAUCUUACUUGAAUUUUGAAACUAUUUCACAUUCAUGCUUUGAUUUUUUGAUGAUUAUGAAGGUUUGAUUUUGAACUUGCAAUACAUUGAAUCAUGCAAACUUGAAAUGAUUGAAAUCCAAAGUUUUUGAUUGAUCAUAAAUCUUGAUUGAAUCAUGCACGGAUGAGGUUUGAACCAUAUUUUGAGAGUUUAUUUUGGACUUUUGUUUGAGGACAAACAAAGUUCUAAGUUGGGGAGAGUUGAUAAGUGCCAAAAAGUGGUAAUUUUACAUAUAUAUUUUGGGCACUUAUUGACUUGUUUUAAAAGUAAUUUCAUAUAAAAAAACCAACUAAUUGUAAAUAUUAGUUUUAAUUAACAAAUUAGUCAUUUAUGUUAUUUCUACCUAAUUCCAACACAUUUUUGUAGGUUUUAUGAGCUUAAUGGAAAAAUAGAAGCAAUGAGACCUAUUGGAGACUAAGAAAAAUUGUCAUUGGACCAAAAUUAUGAAGAGGCACAAUUGUCCUCUUGUUUAAAGUGAUAAGAAGAUUUUCUAUUGGUCAAAAAGAGUUGCAGCAGUGUUUUUAUUCUUAAUUAUAAAAGCUAACUUAGCCAUGAAGGAUAUCAUCAUAGUGUAAGCACCGCCUUGUGCAAUUUGCUUAGCAUUAAAAGCCUAUAAAAGGCAUGUGAAGCCAUUCCUUGAGAAUUCAAUUCAUUCCAUACAAAAAACACAACACGCCCAACAUUAGAAGAAACAGGGGAGGAGAGCUUAACGCGUAACGCAGGGAGUGAAGCUCGGAACGACGGAGGAAACUGCGGUGGAUGCACACCAACUGUUUGAGAAAUCAACCGGUGUUGUUAUUUCAUCUCUUUUCUUCUUAUUUGUGUAAAACUAUCAUGGUAAUGAGUAGUUAAAGACACUUUUGUUGGGAUUAGGUGUAAAUUACUCUAUUAGUAUGUGUUUCUAUUGAUAUGGUUUUAUAUAUGGUUUUAGUUGUCUCUCAA